Molecule: messenger RNA, 516 nt
Organism: Musa acuminata subsp. malaccensis (wild Malaysian banana)
Lineage: Eukaryota; Viridiplantae; Streptophyta; Magnoliopsida; Zingiberales; Musaceae
Molecular function (GO): metal ion binding
Source: RefSeq, a predicted model, not a curated record
AGAGCAGUUGCCUAAAUGAGCUGCGUGCGUCCAUGGAGGGAACAACGAAACAAUCCUUGAGGUCCGUGGAGAAUCUUAGCCUCCCCUCGGUUCAAGUGGUUGUCAUGAAUGCCAACAUGGGUUGCAGCCACUGCAGGCAGAGGGUCUCCAAGGUUGUGUCCAAGAUGAAUGGACUGCUGGAGUACAUGGUGGACUUGAGCAAGAAAGAGGUAACAGUGAGGGGGUUUGUGGACACCAGAAAGAGCAAAUCACCUCAAGGACUCACUACUACUCUCCAAACCAACAAAAAACUCCACUCAUUGGGUCUCUUUAGACUGAAAUGCCCUGAUGCUUUCUAGUGCUGCAAAGUGCACAAAGCCUUCUCUAUUAGAUACCUAGAUUGAAUUCUAUAACUGAGAUAGCUUCAGAUGCUAUUUCUGAUGUAAUCAUGUACAUAUUAUAAGAAAAUUUAUGAUAAGAAAUGUACAGGUGAUUGUAGCUACCAUGUACUUUAAUAACAUAUCAUCCAUUCAUGAC